Archocentrus centrarchus (flier cichlid) is the source of this 2957-nucleotide messenger RNA. RefSeq names its product zinc finger protein 2 homolog. Gene Ontology annotation, biological process: regulation of gene expression. Lineage: Eukaryota; Metazoa; Chordata; Actinopteri; Cichliformes; Cichlidae. Gene Ontology annotation, cellular component: nucleus. The transcript has 4 exons. The record is from RefSeq and is a predicted model, not a curated record. The coding region runs from base 16 to 2097 and encodes 693 amino acids.
GCUGUUGGAGUAACAAUGCCUUCAGUUCAGUAUCUGAGAGAGUUUAUCAACGAGCGGCUAACUGCUGCUGCUGAAGAAAUAUUCACAGAGUUUGAAAAAACGAUCGUCCAGUACGAGGAAGAGAUCGACCGUCAGCGCAGACUGCUGGAUAUCACCUGGAAACCCGAAAUAAAGCUGCACAGGACAGACCUCGUACAGCAGCAUGUCUGUAAGGAGAAGGAGAUUCUCACUGAGCAGCAGCUCUGUAACCAGGAGAGGAGCUGUAGUGUGGACCAGGAGGAACCAGAACCUCCACAGAUUAAAGAGGAAGAGGAGGAACUCUGCAGCAGUCAGGAGGGAGAGCAGCUGGUACUGAAGGAGGAGACUGGCACCUUUAUGGUGACUGCUGCUGAGGAAAGAGAGCACAGGGAAUCAUUAUCAGACAGGGAGCAGCUCCUCUCUCACAGCUCUGAUAACUUGACAUUUUUUUAUACCAAACCAAAAGACACAUUAAAGGAUCGUGAAAAUCCAAUUCAGAAUGAGGAAGAGAUUGAUCAGCAACAAAGGCAGCUGGAUAUGACAUGGGAACCUCAAAUAAAGCUCCACAGGAUAGCUCUUCCACAGCAGCAACUGUGUCAGGAGGAGGAGGGUCACACUGAGCAGCAGCUCUGUAACCAGGAGAGGAGCUCCAGUCUGGACCAGGAGGAACCAGAACCUCCACAGAUCAAAGACGAACAAGAGGAACUCUGCAGCAGUCAGGAGGGAGAGCAGCUGGUACUGAAGGAGGAGACUGAUACCUUUAUGGUGACUGCUGCUUAUGAUGAAAUGGACCAUAGUGAACCAGAACCAGACAGAGGCCCGCUCCUCUAUAACAGCUCUGCUAAGAGAUCUGGCAGCCAAGAUCAAGAAGAAAGCUGGAGUGUAGCUCCAGGAAUAUCUAGAUAUGCAAACAGGAGUCACAGAAAUGAUGCACAAAACUCUUCAUCAGAGAGUCAGUCUAAUACCAACACAGAUAAAAAGUCUUUAAAAUGUCAUGUUUGUGGAAAAGUCUUUAAACUUAAGUCCCAAAUGACUUUACAUAACGGAUUUCGCACAGGUGAGUCGCUGUACCUUUGCAAAACCUGUGGGAAACGCUUUAAUCAAAAGGGUAUUUUGUUGGAGCACGUGACAAUCCAAGCAGGCCAAAAGUCACAUCUUUGUAAGACUUGUGGUAAAAUGUUUUCAAAUACAUCACUCCUUAACAGGCAUAAAAGAAUCCACUCCAGUGAGAAGCCUUAUCCUUGUGAAACAUGUGGGAAGAGUUUUCGCUAUAACGAUCAUUUAAAGGUCCAUGUGAGAAUCCAUACAGGUGAGAAACCGUAUUCAUGCAAAACAUGCAGUAAAAGGUUUUCCACAUCGUCAUCACUUAAAAUUCAUACAAGAGUCCACUCAGGUGAGAAACCAUACUCUUGCAAAGCAUGCGGGAAAAGUUUUCGUUGUAGAAAUCAUUUGGUUCUCCACAUGAAAAUUCACACAGACGAGAAGCCACACCUUUGUAAUGCCUGUGAGAAAGGCUUCAGUCGAAAGGAUACUUUAUUGGAGCACAUGAGAAUCCAUACAAGUGAAAACCCAUACCGUUGUAAGACUUGUGGCAAACAUUUUUCUAACUCAUUAGCACUUAGAAGACAUACAAACAUCCACUCCAGUGAGAAGUCGUACUCCUGCAAUACAUGUGGGAAUAGUUUUCGUCGCAAUUCUCAUUUGGCUGUCCACAUGAGAACUCACACAGGUGAGAAGCCGUAUUCUUGUGAAACAUGUGGAAAAGGGUUUUCCACGACAUCGUCACUUAAAAUACAUACGAGGCUCCACUCCGGUGAGAAGCCGUACUCUUGCAAAACUUGUGGGAAAAGUUUUCGUUGCAGUGAUCAUUUGGUUGUCCACGUAAGAACUCACACAGGUGAGAAGCCACAUCUUUGUAACACAUGUGGGAAAGGUUUUAAUCAAAAGGGUGCUAUGUUGGACCACAUGAAAAUCCACUCAGGUGAGAAGCCGUAUUCGUGCAAAACAUGUGGGAAAUGUUUUCGUCGAAAUGAUCAUUUGAAUUUCCACAUGAAGACUCACUUAGCUGAGAAGCCUUAGUCGUAAAAUAUUUUUGGAGAAGACAAUAUCUUUGACAGAAUCACAAACUGAUGCUGGUUCAAAGUAGAGUGGCUUUAAAACCUCUCCAGUCACUGAAUUAGUUACUGAAUGAGUAAUGGGAGGAGUUUUUGUUCUGUAUUUUUCUAAAAAUAGGUUUUGUUAGAUGCCUAGAAGAAAAGCUUAUCGCCCAAGUGUCCGUUAUAUAAUACACAUCUUUUCAAGUGUAUUUUUUUUUUAUUUUUUUUUAUUUUUUGUUACAUUUUUGAGGUUUUAUGACUUGGAAGUAGUACACUAUGAAGCACAUAGUUGGUGUCCUUAAUAUUACACACAUGACCAUCAACAGGGAGAACCAAAGAAAAACACAUGUGGUGUAUAACAUCAGAAUGCAGCCAAUGUUUCACAAAAACAAACUGAACUCUUUGAAGGAGUCAAAGCUCAAAUUCAUCUGCAUCCUGAUGUUAUCACCACAUGAAGCUGGUUCUCUGUCAGACAUUCUCAAAGAGCUAGCUUGGUUAGAUGCGCGCUAAUUAGACUUCAGUACUGUCCCAGUUGUUCAUGAUGUCACCUGUGUGAUGGAAAAUUUGUUUCGAUACUUAGUAAUAGGAACUUUAUUGUACAGUGAGUCUGAGCAAAGAUGAAACACCGGGUCCAAAUCAACAAGUGAGAUGUAUCCAAGGUGAGGAGGCACUUUCCAAGUUUGCCAGCAGGUGUCUGCAUGGCUGUGGGGACAAAUUCAGCUUUACAGCUACAGAGGAAGGCAAAGGUCUACACGAGUAUAAAGGUGAUAUUUUCUUUUAGAUUUUGUAUCAAUACUGGCAUGAAGACUGAUGAUGAUCUCUUUGCAAAGUUUUUGUUCAAUA